Messenger RNA from Apis cerana (Asiatic honeybee), 1768 nucleotides. RefSeq lists its product as uncharacterized. The record is from RefSeq and is a predicted model, not a curated record. Lineage: Eukaryota; Metazoa; Arthropoda; Insecta; Hymenoptera; Apidae.
UAUUGAUGAAAAUGACACUUAAAAUUAAUUUAUCACAUGAUGAAUCAUGCAAAUUGCUAUGGACGUAGAAAAAUUUUAUAUUAUAUGUUUUUGUAAUAUUAAUUAUUAAAUUAAGUAUUCAUUGAAUAUUGUGUCUAUUUUCAAAAAUAUAAAUGGAUUCAAUGGACGAAGAUAUGUUUGCACUCAGCGAUGAUGAGUUACCAAUAUCAACUUCAAAAUGCAAUCCUGUAGAAGAGCAUUUAAUGAAACAAUUGUCGGAUGUGCAAACUCGAAUCCAGAAAACAAAAAAUGACAUUAAAGAAAUUCAAGAUAUGACAAAACAUGCUUUAGAAUCUUUAUAUAAUCAAGCGUUAUAUGGAAAAAAUAUAACAUUGGAUUGUGAUAGUGAUUUGUACACCAUAGAUGGUCAACCAGUGAUAAAGAAGAUAAAACAUAAAUCUGAUUCCUGUGAAUAUAUGGUAAUAAAAAGCAAUUGGAAAUAUAUUUUUUCUGACAAAUGGGUUAUUGGAAUAGAACUAAUGAACAAUUCAGAAAAAACGUUAAGUAAUCCUCAAAUUUAUGUAUCUCUUAAGGAUAAUGAUGAACUUUAUGGCAUAUCGAUGUUUUGGAAGCUAGUUAAUGAAAUAUUUUCAUAUCGAAUUGAUAAAAUUCAACCGAAUAGUUAUGUUAUGGCUACCGUUGUUCUCAAUGUACCAAAAUUUGAUAAAAAUCCUUUCUGUGAUGUAUAUGGUACAAUCUCAUACAAAAUCGAAGAAAAUGAAUAUCAAAUUCCAAUACCUGUUAUUCGUCUUACGAUUGAGGAUACUAUUGAUAACAAUUACCAAAUUAAAUUUUUAACCGAAAGGAACUAUGCUUUUCAAGUAGAAACGAAAGAUAUUUUGCCUAUGAUUUUAGCUUUAAGAAGUACAUCAGUAGAGAAAAUUAUUGAUGUACAAAUCAAAAAAAUACCUAAAAAAGAGAAAGAGUUUUUGACAUUCUUGAAAGAAAAAUCUUUCGAAGCAAUUUUCGAAAACAUUUAUAUCGUACAAACGACUAGUUGCCUAAUGCAUUGUUUGAUCGAGAUACUACCUAUUAUCGAAGGAGAAGAAAAAUUAAGAAUUUCUUCAAGAUCUAACCAUCAAAUGAAUAUAAUAUUACGAUUUUUAAAAGAUCAUUUUUCGGAUAUGAUUAUUGAAGAAGAUGUUAAUCCUUUUCAUGCUGCGAUGGUUCUUAUGAAUGAAUUAAAAUUAUAUCUUGAGGACACGAGCACCGCCGAACGGCAAAUGGCGAGAAUAAGAACUGACCUACUUAUCCCGUGAACACGGUAAAACAGAUUUUGUUCAUUUAUUAUCUUAAUAUUUAAAAUUAUUUGAAACAUUCAUAAUAAAUUAAAAUAAAUUAAUCCAAUCAUAAUAAAUUAAAAUAAAUUCAAUUUUUUUUCUCUUUUAUUAAAGUUUCAUUUUAUUUUCUCUUAUUUAUGUAGAUAUAAUUUGCAUAUAAGUUUUUUACUAUAUAGAUUUUUGUAAUAGAUUAUUAUUUAUUCAGGAAUUGAAGUCAAAUUGAAUAGUAUCCAAGAUUUUUGAAUUAUAUUUAUCUCACUCCUAGCUCUUGCUCCUAGACAAUAAUAUCAGGAUAACAUGGCAUAGGUAGUAGCUUUGUAACUAUCGAGAUCCCACUGAAAACCGGUUUACUUACUAUAUAGUAAGUACUCUUCAAUCUAACUGUACUUGCAUGAGUAUAGAGUUAAUACAAAAUGAUAUUGUAUCAAUAAAUAAUUUUAAUAAAAAUA